Lycium barbarum (goji berry) is the source of this 794-nucleotide messenger RNA. RefSeq lists its product as uncharacterized. Bases 177 to 620 code for a protein of 147 amino acids. The record is from RefSeq and is a predicted model, not a curated record. NCBI's taxonomy places the organism in Eukaryota, Viridiplantae, Streptophyta, Magnoliopsida, Solanales, Solanaceae. The transcript has 2 exons.
UAAACACCGGUAAAUAAGAUGAAAGUUUAAAGUAUUUUGAAAUAGAGGUAGGUAGGUGUGCAAUUAACAGAACUGAAGAAAACCCUUUUCUUCUUUACUGUAAAGCUCCGAAAACUUGCCUCCCCUAAAUUGCCCACAGAAUUCAUCCCUGGUCAUUACAGAUCAAAUAUAGAGAUAUGCAAGACCAGAGAGGACUUGAGGAAGCUCCAGCUUCUAAAUUGCGGAAAAAGAAAACAUCACAACAAAAGGCUCCAGUGUUGCAAAAAGAAGGGAAUAAAGCAAAAAGGAUACAAGAUUUGCAUGCACUGUCAGUUCAAAAUGGACUAAAAACCACCAAAAGAGUCCCAUCGAACGGAGUUUCCCCAUUAUUCCAAUAUGCCGAGAAAUCAAUGCCUGAGUUCUCGACAGAUACUUCUACUUCUGGAAAUGAAUAUCGGGCAUUGAGGAGAAAGUAUCUAUUGCUGGAGGAAGAAAGUUUUGCUCUUGGUAAAGAAUUGAGAGAAGCCGAAGAUGAGAUUAAUGCCCUUGAAGACGAGAAGCUAACACUCCUUGAUGAACUUGUUGUGUUAGAAGGCCUAGUUGAUCCCUCAGAUAUUCAAUCCCAAGGCCAGCGAUUGUGAUGGUUUAAAUCUGUGUUUCAGUAAAUUGUUAUAUAUAUAUAUAUAUAUAGAGAGAGAGAGAGAGAGAGAAUUGUGUACUACAAUCCAAGUUCUGUUAGCAUAAAGUUGAGAUGUUAUAGUGGAGGUGGUAACGACGCGUUAUAUAACAUCGAUUAGUUGUUUAUUGCACGAUUA